Microtus oregoni (creeping vole) is the source of this 957-nucleotide messenger RNA. RefSeq names its product iron-sulfur cluster assembly enzyme (gene Iscu). The record is from RefSeq and is a predicted model, not a curated record. Bases 44 to 547 code for a protein of 167 amino acids. Gene Ontology annotation, molecular function: 2 iron, 2 sulfur cluster binding; ferrous iron binding. The transcript is spliced from 5 exons. Gene Ontology annotation, cellular component: mitochondrial matrix; cytoplasm. Gene Ontology annotation, biological process: intracellular iron ion homeostasis; iron-sulfur cluster assembly. NCBI's taxonomy places the organism in Eukaryota, Metazoa, Chordata, Mammalia, Rodentia, Cricetidae.
UUCUUUGACGUCGCCGAGGUCGACGCUGGUGCAAACCGGCAACAUGGCGGCGGUUGGAGCCGGCCGUCUGAGGAGGGCGGUUUCCGCGCUGCUGCUCCGGAGCCCGCGCCUGCCCGCCCGGGAGCUGUCAGCCCCAGCUCGGCUCUAUCACAAGAAGGUUGUGGACCAUUACGAGAAUCCUAGGAAUGUGGGGUCCCUUGACAAAACGUCUAAAAAUGUCGGAACAGGAUUGGUGGGUGCUCCUGCAUGUGGUGACGUCAUGAAAUUGCAGAUUCAGGUGGAUGAAAAGGGGAAGAUUGUGGACGCCAGAUUUAAAACAUUUGGUUGCGGCUCCGCCAUCGCCUCCAGCUCCCUAGCCACGGAGUGGGUAAAGGGGAAGACGGUGGAGGAAGCCUCGACCAUCAAAAACACAGACAUCGCCAAGGAGCUCUGCCUUCCCCCCGUGAAACUGCACUGCUCCAUGCUGGCGCAAGAUGCCAUCAAGGCCGCCCUAGCUGAUUACAAAAUGAAACAAGAAUCUAAGAAGGAAGAGCCAGAGAAGCAGUGAGCCCUGGAGAAGCCCCAGCUGGUCACAGCAGCUGCUUCCCACCGGCUACUUCCCACCACCCUUGCACCACGCCAGAGAAGCUACGAGAAACAGGCACUCUGCAUCAUCUGCAUUGUGGUUCUAAUGCAGGCAAAUACACUGUUGAUUACGCCUAAUCCUGCGCUCCUUUCAGCUCACUUGCGUCCUUAGUGCAGUUAACGUGUCUGUUCUGAUUUAUGUUAUGGCCGGGGAACUGAAAUCAGCACUGAAGUCGUAAGCUUUGGCAGCCUCCGGAGAGUGACAGCAAAUUUUCCCUAACCCUGUGUGGGGAGAUGCCAGCAGAAUGCCUUGUUCUAGUUAUUUGAUAGAGUUUAUUACUGUAUGUUUAACAGAUCUGCAUAUAUAUAUUAUAAUAAAAGAAUAUAAGAUGA